GGCGGCGCGAUCGGGUCGGCAGGGCCAUGAGCCGCAGGGGUGCGGUGCAGCGCAAGGUGCCGUGCUUGUUCGUGACCGAGGUGAAGGAGGAGCCGUCGGCCAAGCGGGAGCGCCAGCCGUUUAAAGUUUUGGCAACUGAAACCCUAAAUGAAAAGGCAUUAGAGGCAGAUAUAUACAAUGCAGUUCCUACUGAAAAGGUGGAUGGAACCUGCUGUUACGUAACUACCUACAAAGGGCAACCAUACCUAUGGGCCAGGCUGGACAGAAGACCCAACAAACAAGCUGAAAAAAGGUUCAAACGAUUCUUAUAUUCAGUAGAAGAUUGUAAAGAAUUUAUUUGGAAUGUUGAAGAGGAUUUCAAGCCUGUUCCAGAUACCUGGAUCCCAGCCAAGGAAAUAGAAUUCUCUAAUGGCAAUCCUUUGCCUGACGAAAACGGACACAUGCCAGGUUGGGUGCCCGUGGAGAAAAACAGUAAGCAGUAUUGCUGGCACUCGUCUGUUGUAAAUUAUGAGGCUGAAAUGGCACUUGUAUUGAAACACCAUGCUGACCCCGGGCUUUUGGAAAUUAGACCAGUAUCACUGUCAGAACUUCUAGAACAAACACUGGAGCUUAUUGGGACAAAUAUUAAUGCAAAUCCAUAUGGAUUGGGAAGCAAAAAGCAUCCUGUACAUCUUCUGGUACCACAUGGAGCAUUUGAAAUUAAGAAUCCACCUACUUUGAAACGAAGUGACAUAGUGUCGUGGUUUGAAGGCUGCUGUGAGGGUAAAGUUGAAGGAAUUGUUUGGCACUGCCGUGAUGGAUGUUUAAUCAAGCUCCAUCGCCAUCACCUUGGUUUACGCUGGCCACUUGCAGAGACAUACCUGAAUUCUCAGCCUGUUGUUAUUUCUUUCAAUAGAAAUGACUAUGACUGUGAUUUUGGACCAAAGAGUUUGUUUCAUCAGUUUUCAAAACUAGACGGUCAAAGAUUUGACAGUCUCAAAGAUAUCAAGUUUGAUGAUUGAAGUUACUUCUCUAUUUUAAGUCAGUAGCUCUAUGUGCUGCAUUCCGCUUUCUUCUAUCACAGAACUCCCUUCCAAAAAGGAAUCUUCCUGCUUGAAGAGUAAGCUCUGUACUGUAUAGUUUGAAGUUUUUCUUAAAUGAUUUAUUGUAAGUAGUGACGUAUGUGACAUCCAGAACAGAAUCUAGCUUCAAGCAUGUUUAUUUUUAUUUUUGAAAAAUCCUUAACUUGUUCACCCAUUUCUGGAUCUGCUAAUGGUUAAACAGCACGUUGUCUAACUAACUGGCUGAUCCUAGCAGCUUAAUUAAUGAAUGCAAUCAACUGUGAAAGUUCCCUAGGAUGCGCUUUUCUAAAUAUAAUUACUGUGACACAACAACAUGUAGAACUCAGAUUCAGGAUCUAGUUUUUUAUCAAUGAAGAAUAGAUUUCUGGUAGCACCAGAAUUAGGUCUGAAGUGUGAUGAUUUCUUAAAAUGUUUGUAUCUUUCUUGGGUGAAAACAUUUUAUGGUAUUAUUCAACUGAUAAGCUGCAGCAUUAUGCUAGUACCUGAAAAACUAAUUAAUCUACAUCCUAAAUCUACUUCCACUAUUUUUGUUUGAAGAUCAGAGGAAGUAAAAGGAAGCAUACUCAUUCUGUCUUGAAGAUUCUUAGUGAGAGAUUUGACUUCAUAGUACCCAUUUUAAGACUGCAUCUAAAUUUAUGAAGCACAUAUUAAGUAUUUGAAAAAAGAUGGCACAAAUAAUAAAGUCAGAAUGCAUAGUG
This is a messenger RNA of Centrocercus urophasianus (Greater sage-grouse), 1759 nucleotides long. RefSeq names its product chromosome unknown C12orf29 homolog (gene RLIG1). Gene Ontology annotation, molecular function: RNA ligase (ATP) activity. The transcript is spliced from 7 exons. The coding region runs from base 27 to 1001 and encodes 324 amino acids. Lineage: Eukaryota; Metazoa; Chordata; Aves; Galliformes; Phasianidae. The record is from RefSeq and is a predicted model, not a curated record. Gene Ontology annotation, biological process: response to reactive oxygen species.